Messenger RNA from Penicillium pulvis, 547 nucleotides. RefSeq names its product MARVEL domain-containing protein. Lineage: Eukaryota; Fungi; Ascomycota; Eurotiomycetes; Eurotiales; Aspergillaceae. The transcript is spliced from 3 exons. The record is from RefSeq and is a predicted model, not a curated record. The coding region runs from base 26 to 547 and encodes 173 amino acids. Gene Ontology annotation, cellular component: eisosome; plasma membrane. Gene Ontology annotation, biological process: protein localization to plasma membrane; eisosome assembly.
AUUCUAUCUCUCGAAAUCAGCUAUCAUGCGGGGUAUUCAGCUGGGUCUGCGCGUGUGGGAGUUCGUAUGGACUCUCCUUAUUAUGUCCCUUGUCGGUAACAUGAUCAACGAGGCCAUCGCCGGCAACCCAAGCUCGGUCAACUAUACCAUGUUCGUGUCGGCGUUCUCCAUGUUCACCCUCUUCUAUUUGAUCCCGGCUUCAUGGAACCCGGACUGGGCUAUUCACCCAAUCAUCAUGAUCAUUGUCGACGUACUCAACACCAUUUUCUUCUUCUGCGCGGCCAUCGCUCUGGCUGCGAAGCUGCAUGUCCACUCCUGCGGCAACUUGUCGUACACCACCAGCAACGAAAUCACCAACGGCUCCAACAACACAGGGAAGCGUUGCCGUGAAGCUCAGGCCAGUACUGCCUUCCUGUGGUUUGGCUGGGCUGGAUACAUGGCUUCGACUAUCAUCUCGGUCUUCAUGUCCCGCUCGGCUACUGUGAACAUGCGCGGUCGCAGCGGCAGUGCCCGCCGCCCUGCCCGGCCCAGCAUGGCUCAGGUUUAA